AUGACUGCAUCUGCUCCAUAUACUAUUGAAAAACCAUUCAAAGUAGCAAUCAUCGGUUCUGGUAACUGGGGAACUGCAGUUGCCAAAUUGGUUGCUGAAAACACUGCUGAAAAACCAGAAAUUUUCCAAAAGGAUGUACAGAUGUGGGUUUUUCAAGAAGACAUUGAUGGUAGAAAAUUGACCGAUAUAAUAAAUGAAGACCAUGAGAAUGUCAAGUAUUUGCCAGGAAUUCAAUUGCCAUCCAAUUUGAUUGCUAACCCAGAUAUUGUUGACACAGUGAAAGACGCUGACUUGUUGGUAUUCAACAUUCCUCACCAAUUCCUUGGAAGAGUUAACAAGCAAUUGAAAGGAAAUGUCAAAUCCACUGCUAGAGCCAUUUCUUGUUUGAAAGGUUUGGAAGUUGACCCAGAAGGUUGCAAAUUGCUCUCGACAUCAGUAACUGAUGACUUGGGUAUCUAUUGUGGUGUUUUGUCUGGUGCCAACAUUGCUACUGAAGUUGCCAAAGGUAAAUGGUCAGAAACAUCAGUAGCUUACACUAUUCCUGAUGAUUUUAGAGGUGAAGGUAAAGAUGUCGAUGAAUAUGUAUUGAAGGAAGUUUUCCACAGACCAUACUUUCACGUUAGAGUUAUUCAAGAUGUUGUUGGUGCCUCAAUUGCCGGUGCUUUGAAAAAUGUGGUUGCAUGUGCAGUUGGUUUCGUUAUCGGUGCUGGUUGGGGUGACAAUGCCAAGGCUGCAAUCAUGAGAAUUGGUAUCAAGGAGAUUAUUCAUUUCGCUUCAUAUUGGCAAAAAUUCGGUAUCAAAGGUUUGGCUCCACCUGAUCCAACUACUUUCACUGAGGAAAGUGCCGGUGUUGCCGACUUGAUAACAACUUGCGCUGGUGGUAGAAAUGUCAAAGUUGCCAGAUACAUGAUUGAACACAAUGUUGAUGCUUGGGAAGCUGAAAAAAUCGUAUUAAAGGGACAAAGUUCACAAGGUAUAAUCACAGCUAAAGAAGUUCACGAAUUGUUGGAACAUUUCAAGUUGCAAGAUGAAUUCCCAUUGCUUGAAGCUACCUAUAAGAUUAUUUAUGAAGGUGGUAAAGUUGAUGAUUAUCCAGAUAUUUUGAAUAGUGAUUAA
Molecule: messenger RNA, 1116 nt
Organism: Lodderomyces parapsilosis
Lineage: Eukaryota; Fungi; Ascomycota; Pichiomycetes; Serinales; Debaryomycetaceae
Gene: GPD2
Product: Gpd2p
Exons: 1
Coding region: 1-1116 (371 amino acids)
Biological process (GO): glycerol-3-phosphate catabolic process; carbohydrate metabolic process
Cellular component (GO): glycerol-3-phosphate dehydrogenase (FAD) complex; cytosol; nucleus
Molecular function (GO): glycerol-3-phosphate dehydrogenase [NAD(P)+] activity; NAD binding; protein homodimerization activity
Source: RefSeq, a predicted model, not a curated record